AUGCCCUACACUGUUGCGAGAAAGCAAAGGAGUAAAAUGACACUUCAGGCCCAAGAUGAUCAAGCCGAAAGUGGAUCUAUAGAAAGCAAGAAGUGCAUCCACUGUGACAGGUUUUUAGGAAGCCGUCCUUCUGGCAAUUGUAAUUGCGAACGUGCCGAGUCUGAAAAUCAGCCACAUUUGACAGAGAUCAAAAACUAG
This is a messenger RNA of Paracoccidioides lutzii Pb01, 198 nucleotides long. RefSeq lists its product as hypothetical. The transcript has a single exon. The record is from RefSeq and is a predicted model, not a curated record. The coding region runs from base 1 to 198 and encodes 65 amino acids.